ACCAGACCUUACAGGGCAAUCAGUAGUACAACCAGCAUAUAGUGGAACCUGGAACUUUGCACUCCAGAUUUCCAAUAUGAAAUGCAGAAAUGCACCGAGCAGGUAGCAGCGUUUAGCUCAGCCUCUAGGUAAUUGGACACCCACGGGUGACGAUCCCCACUGUUCGUUUUGUUUAGGCAGGUGGUCUGCUUACUUGCUUACAUAUCUUUUUCUCGAAAGAGCGCUGCUUGACUAGCUGACUGUUCUUACAAGUGACAUCAGUCGAGCGAGCUUUUGAGCGGAUUUCAUAUAUCGAAAUCCUUCCAAACUUUCGAAUGACUUCGAAGGUUUGUCGUGAUUAUCGACGCUGCGAAUCAGUAAAAUUUGGUAGAAUUUGAUACUAAUACUCGGAGUAUCGAACCAGAUUGGUUUUGUACUAGUCGAAACCGAAACCACCUGCACCUUUGGCGGUAAAACCGCACGAGAAAAGCAAGCGACGCCGAGGAGGAGCAAACAAACGGCAACCUACCUACCAUAUACGAGUCGGACACGGAGCGAGCAAGUCGCCGGAGUUCUUGGUCCAACUCCCCAUAAGAGCAGCCGGCCGGAAGUUGGACCACACGCUCCACUCCAAUCCAACUCGUCGUCGUACGUCUCCCUCCUCUCGCACCGAACCAAAUCCCCAUCGCGCCGCGGCGGUGGCGAGGCGUGCGUACGUACGUGAUGCCGGGACCGGGGGCGCACCUGCUGUACGCGCUGUCGGGCGGGGCGGCGCUGUCGCGGCUGGCCGGGGCGGCGCGGUUCGGGCCGCACCACUGCGCCGUCUACGCCGCCAACGCCUUCCUCGGCCCGGACCUCGGCUCCUUCGCCGAGUGGCUCGCCUCGUUCCUCCCCUCCUCGUCCUCGGCCGCCGCCGCCGUGGGGGACCUCGCCAUGGGCGUCGUCCACCACCCGUUCUACUACCCGCUCCUCCUCGGCUUCCCGCUCGCCUGCCUCUACGCCUGGCUCUCCCGGCGGCUGCUCCUCGCCGGCGUCCUCGACGAGCCCUCUCGGGUGGCACUAAGCAGGAGACAAUGCUUCUACCUUAUCACGGCAGGCUCGCUCUCCCAUUUCUUUUUGGAUCACUUGUUUGAGGAGAAUGGGCACUCUACGAUGUAUACUUGGAUUCUGAGCACUGGUUGGUGGGUAGGCCGUGCUCCUAUCAAUUCGGAUGCAGUGGUUAUUGUAGGCCUUCUUUGUAUUUGCCUCGUGCUGGGGUUUGUGUACAUUAACAGAGUGAAGCAUGAAAAAUCAGCCACUCAAAAAUCAAACCAAUCUUUCUUCCUCAUCGUGGUGAUAGCUAUCUUGUACUGUAUGUGGUGUGCCACUCAGAUAUACCUGCGAAAUCCACCUCAACCAGCCAUAGGUGAAGAGGCUGAUCUUGGAGUGAUAAUAUUUGUUGCCAUUUACCUUUUUCUCCCCCAUGGCUUGUGUGCCCUGUCAAUGAACCAGAAUGAUUAUGCUGAACUGGAAGGGAUCCAACUUCGAUAAUGUGCCAUAUGGUGGUGUACUUUUAUCCUAAUCUACAAAGAACAUCAUUUUUUGAAGUCUGCUCGCUCCUCCAUGUUGUAAUCAUAUUUAUUUUCUAAUAAUAAUUGGCUAAUUGCCAGGGAUUUAUGUUUUCUCUAGUGCAAAAAUACUUCUAGCGAAGACUUAGGAGUUAGGAUUAUGGAGUUCAGGAUGAUACUGGCACUGUAUUAUCAGUUGUGAUAGCAAUAAACUUCUAUUGGCAGUGGUGUUCAAAACAUCCCAGCAAGUUCUGUUUUCCACUUUAGAAUAUACAUUUCAAAGUUAUGAUAUGAUUUGAAAAAGCUUACCCUGGACAUUAUCUUUCCUAA
Molecule: messenger RNA, 1856 nt
Organism: Oryza sativa Japonica Group (Japanese rice)
Lineage: Eukaryota; Viridiplantae; Streptophyta; Magnoliopsida; Poales; Poaceae
Source: RefSeq, a predicted model, not a curated record